This is a messenger RNA of Condylostylus longicornis, 607 nucleotides long. Its product is annotated as immediate early response 3-interacting protein 1. Gene Ontology annotation, cellular component: endoplasmic reticulum membrane; Golgi membrane; COPII-coated ER to Golgi transport vesicle. Gene Ontology annotation, biological process: endoplasmic reticulum to Golgi vesicle-mediated transport. The record is from RefSeq and is a predicted model, not a curated record. NCBI's taxonomy places the organism in Eukaryota, Metazoa, Arthropoda, Insecta, Diptera, Dolichopodidae. Bases 125 to 370 code for a protein of 81 amino acids. The transcript has 4 exons.
AUAAUGCAAUACUAAAAAUUGUCAAAGGCGUUGCUAAGUAUGCUUACUUUGUAGUCAUCCUAUAUUCCUUUUGCCCAAUUGUUUUUAUAUAUUUUUUGUUGGUUGUAUGUUAUUAAUUUAAAUUAUGUUCACGCUCUGGACGUUAGUUGAAGCAUCACUAUUAUGUCUCAAUGCCAUUUGUGUUUUACAUGAAGAAAGGUUUUUGGCAAAAUUUGGAUGGGGUUCUAACUCAAGUGUACAAGGAUUUGGGGAGCCUCCUACAUUCAAAUCACAAGCCCUGAAUUUAAUCAGAUCGAUCAGAACUGUAGCUAAAAUUCCCUUAAUAUUUCUUAAUAUUGUUGCCAUUGGUAUUAAAUUAAUUCUUGGAUAAAUAAAUAACAAUGUAUAUUGAACAUGGAUAAUCACUUAUUGUGAACUCUUAUAAAUCAUUGUUUUAAUUUUAUUUUCUAAGGCUACUGAGUAUGCGUCCAAUUUGUAAGCUGCAGCUUCCAAUUUGUCCACAGUAUCUUCAAUUUCGUCAAUAUAAUUAAGUUGAGACCUCUAAAAAAUAAUUUUUUAUAAAAAUAAUGUUAUUUUGUAAAUAUAUUAUACUUACCAAUUCAUCAAA